GGGGACUGAGUUUCGCCCGGUCUUCUCAGUGCGAGAACAGCGAGCAGUUUCCUGUCGUCGGAAGGACUCUUGCCGAGCGGAGCUGCGAUCUAUAACGGGCGGUUUUCUCUACGGUCGGAAGGGAUUCUUCUUUUUCUCUCUCUUUCUCUCCCCCGUUUAUCUUCCCAAGCUCCCCCGCCCACAGAGAAAUCAGCAACAUGGCAUCUGGCGUAAAAGUGUGCGACAGUGUUGUUAACUGCUUCAACCAGAUGAAGGUGCGCAAGGUGUGCAGCAAAGAGGAGAGCAUGAAGCGGAAGAAGGUAGUCCUGUUAAAGCUGAAUGAUUCGGACGAGUUUGUAGUUCUAGAUGAACAGAACGAGAUUCUUGUUGGCGAUGUUGUGGAAGGCACUGUUAAAGACCCGUUAAACUCAUUUGUAAGUAUGCUUCCCAAGGAUCGCUGCUGUUACGCUCUCUUUGAUGUGUCCUUUGAGACGAGCGAGUCUAAGAAGGAGGAGCUGGUCUUAAUUCAUUGGAAUCCAGAAGGUGCAUCUAUCAAGGAAAAGAUGCUCUAUGCUAGCAGCAAAGAUGCACUGAUGAGGAAGUUUGGGGGCAUUAAACAUAAGUGGCAGUUUGGAGAGAUGGAGGAGGUUAUAGACGUCAACACAUGGGCCGAAAAGUUGGGGCCUAGCGUGCUGGCUGUGGAGUCUCGUAAAGUUACAGUGACCAUGCAGCAGCAAAGUGUUAAAUGUCAUUAGAGUCUUGUCCUGUUUUUUUUGGGCCUACUAAAUACCUUCAGUUUGUAUACAUGUCUUUGACUUCCUAUCUGCUUGCUUAACCCUCCUAUUUGUGAUUGGGACCAGUUAUUUAAAGGACACCUGUACCAGUGCAGUGGGACCUUCAGUGGGUGGAAAUUUGCUGCCAAACUCCUUAGCAUGUCCAGGCCUGGAACGAUGCAGAACAAAUUGCGACAAAAGGGCGAGAGGGUGAUCAGUGUGCGUCGAAUUUAUUAAAAACAGCGACAAACUUUGAUGUCCUAAUCCUGUUCCCAGACCAGAUUUUAAGAUGGUGGGUUGUUGCUUGGGCAGUAAUCGGAGUUUCUGUUGACAUCGGGCAACCUUCGUUUAGUUGGGGCUGGGAGGGUGGUUGCUGAUUGAUAUUUUUUUUAGAUCCUUGUAAUCAACGUUUAAUAAUUCUGCAACUCUCGUUAGAACUCUUGAUGCAGAUCAAUGUGUAAUUGAUGUUUUGUAAGCGUUCCUAAUAUUUUAACAGGAUUUGACAGUUGGUGGUCAAGCAUUGUAAUCAUUCUGCAUGUAUACUGUGAUCAAAUUUUCAUUGCUUGCGGGGAGGGGGGCCAGGGAAAGGGGUUGCCUGCCAGUUCAAAGGAGAACGUGAAUUAGUGUCUUGUGAAAUGUUGAUAGAUUGGAAAAUGAACCCCUGACCUACUAAUUUGGAAGAGCACCAUUAACGUCUAAAUAAAAUUACAAUCAGUA
Hypanus sabinus (Atlantic stingray) is the source of this 1469-nucleotide messenger RNA. Its product is annotated as cofilin-2-like. Gene Ontology annotation, biological process: actin filament fragmentation; actin filament severing; cell motility. Lineage: Eukaryota; Metazoa; Chordata; Chondrichthyes; Myliobatiformes; Dasyatidae. The record is from RefSeq and is a predicted model, not a curated record. The coding region runs from base 198 to 734 and encodes 178 amino acids. Gene Ontology annotation, cellular component: actin cortical patch; cytoplasm; actin cytoskeleton. The transcript has 4 exons. Gene Ontology annotation, molecular function: actin filament binding.